AACCGGAACCAGUCACGUUCCAAACGUGGGACCUUGUAGCCCUGGUUUCCAUCCUGAUAUACGUUCGUUCUUGUUAAAUUAACGCUAUUGGUUGAGGACAGAUGAGGAUCUCGGGAUUAGUCAUGAGAAGUAUGAUUGGAUCCAUCUUCUUUUUGUGCUUCAUGGCUCAAGCCGAGCCCAUCGUUACAUUGGAGGAUGAAUGUACCAGUCUGAAAUGCGCUCCCAUCACUUGUAUGACGGUGUCGGUUUGUCUGAAGAACGAAUUCCUCUCUCGAUCCAUCUUCGACAAUCGCCUAAAGAGGGAGAUAAAUGAUACUGAAUUGGAUAUAGAUUGGGGAUUGGUUCGACCCAAGGUGUUGACACUGGGAGCCAUAGAGUCUGCUUUGGAUUAUAAUUUGACCCUGGUGAAUGGACGCCAGCGAAUUGGUCGUAGCACUUACCAAGCAGUUGUGGAAGCCUUGGCAAUGGAAUUGGGCGUUGACUACGAAUUAGUGCUGGUCACUCCGCUCAAUCGGGAAGAGACUGUGAGCUCUGGCAAACCUGGAACAGUGAUGGACAAGUUUGCACAUGUUGGGACAAUGCUUGAAAAGGGAGUAAGUCGACUGUACUACUGAAGAUUUACAAUGAGAUUGGGUCUUGAUCGUUUACAUUAGAUAAGGAUGGGUC
Molecule: messenger RNA, 666 nt
Organism: Tigriopus californicus
Lineage: Eukaryota; Metazoa; Arthropoda; Copepoda; Harpacticoida; Harpacticidae
Exons: 2
Coding region: 102-614 (170 amino acids)
Source: RefSeq, a predicted model, not a curated record